Rhinopithecus roxellana (golden snub-nosed monkey) is the source of this 2791-nucleotide messenger RNA. It is a transcript of the gene CEP57L1, whose product is annotated as centrosomal protein 57 like 1. Lineage: Eukaryota; Metazoa; Chordata; Mammalia; Primates; Cercopithecidae. The transcript is spliced from 11 exons. Gene Ontology annotation, cellular component: centrosome. The coding region runs from base 487 to 1869 and encodes 460 amino acids. The record is from RefSeq and is a predicted model, not a curated record. Gene Ontology annotation, molecular function: gamma-tubulin binding; identical protein binding; microtubule binding.
CCCCCAGUGCGCCGCGCGCGGCUGCCAACCGCUGCCGGCUGCUACGCAUGCGUGACUUAUAACAGGGCACAAGCGCCUCCGGAGGCUCUAAGCUUGCGCCCUGGGGCGGUUUCUGUUCCCGGAUGUUUGGAGUGUGUCCUGGAGAAGGGGAAGGAAAAAGUAAGGCGUAGAAGUACACUGAGACUUCGUCACACACAAAACAAGCACGACAAAGAAAAAGGGCGCGAAGGGACUCCUGGACGAAAUUGAGUCUACAUUUAAGAUCACCGUAAAAGUAGGGACGGCCUCUUUAUUACUCCAAACCCCAGAUUUAAGUCGGUGGGACGUCUUCGCGUUGACUUGUGGGGAAUGUAGUUUUGAUGCUGCCGGCGCGUUUUGUUUGCGACAGAAACUACAAUCCCCAGAGGCCACCGCGACGUCGCCUGUGGCUGCCCGCGAACCAACGGUUAGCGGUGGCAGGGGCUGACUGAGACCGUCUGCUUGAUAAUGGAUUCUGAGUUAAUGCAUAGUAUAGUGGGAAGUUAUCAUAAACCUCCAGAAAGAGUAUUUGUUCCCUCAUUCACCCAGAAUGAACCAUCUCAGAAUUGCCAUCCUGCGAACUUAGAGGUUACCUCUCCUAAGAUACUUCAUAGCCCAAAUAGCCAAGCUCUUAUUUUAGCCUUAAAAACUCUUCAGGAAAAAAUUCAUCGUUUAGAACUGGAGAGAACACAGGCUGAAGAUAACCUGAACAUUCUUUCCAGAGAAACAGCGCAGUAUAAGAAGGCCUUAGAGAAUGAAACAAAUGAGAGAAAUCUGGCACACCAGGAGCUGAUAAAGCAGAAAAAAGAUAUAAGUAUACAGUUAAGCUCAGCCCAGUCCCGUUGUACUCUUCUAGAGAAGCAACUAGAAUAUACAAAGAGAAUGGUUCUCAAUGUAGAGCGAGAAAAGAACAUGAUCCUAGAACAACAGGCCCAGCUUCAGAGGGAAAAAGAACAAGAUCAGAUGAAGCUGUAUGCAAAACUUGAAAAGCUUGAUGUCUUAGAAAAAGAGUGUUUUAGACUUACAACAACUCAGAAAACUGCUGAGGACAAGAUUAAACAUUUAGAAGAAAAACUGAAGGAAGAAGAACAUCAACGUAAGCUGUUUCAAGACAAAGCUUCUGAGCUUCAAACUGGACUUGAAAUCAGUAAAAUUAUAAUGUCUUCAGUUUCAAAUCUAAAGCACUCCAAGCAAAAGAAGACAUCUUCAAAGAAAACUAAAUGUAUAAAGAGAGGACCACCUUGGCAAAUUUGUUCAAAGUUUGGAGCACUGCCUUUUGUGGCUGAAAAGAGGAGGCAACAUCGUGGCCCACAUAUCCUUCAGAAACCUUUUAACGUGGCUGAGACUAGAUGUCUCCCCAGGCCUUCUAGAACAACUUCCUGGUGUAAGGCUAUUCCUCCUGACUCAGAAAAGUCCAUUUCCAUUUCUGACAAUUUAUCUGAACUUUUGAUGGCAAUGCAAGAUGAACUGGACCAAAUGAGCAUGGAGCACCAAGAACUACUGAAACAAAUGAAGGAAACUGAAAGCCAUUCAGUUUGUGACGACAUAGAAUGUGAACUAGAGUGUUUAGUCAAGAAAAUGGAAAUUAAAGGAGAACAAAUCUCCAAACUGAAGAAGCAUGAAGAGAGUGUCCGUAAACUGCAGCAAAAAGUUCAAAACUCAAAGAUGAGUGAAGCUUCAGGUAUUCAGCAAGAAGACAGCAACCCUAAAGGAUCAAAGAACAUAAAACAUAGCCCCAGAAAAUGUUUGACUGACACUAACCUUUUUCAGAAAAACAGCAGCUUUCAUCCAAUACGAGUUCAUAAUCUUCAAAUGAAAUUGAGAAGAGAUGAUAUCAUGUGGGAACAGUAACAAAAUAGCAAAACUGUCACCUUAAUGAACUUUGUCAAUGAGACCUUGAAUUGUCUAAAGUGGUUUUAAUUUAAUAUAACUUUGUGACAUUUUGAAUCAUGUUUCUAGCUUCUAUAAGACAUGAAGUUGCAGUAUUUUUAAAUUAAUGCCUAAUGACCUACUGGGUUCCAAAUAAUAAAUUAAUUGCUUUUUUGUUUUUCUUAUUGAUUGAAGCCCAUAACCUCAUCUUGUCUUAGAAACAUUGUUUGCUUUGCAGAUAUCUUAAGCUAAAUUUAAGAAAUUGUACUAGAUUGACAAUAUUCAAAAUUGAGUUAAAUCUGAGCUACAAGUACCAUUCAUUCCACUUUUCAUAGGUUUGUAACCUUAAAAACCAAUGUUAAAUGAACAGAGUUCAGAAAGAUCAUUUAGCUUUCCUGGUGCCUUCUUUCUAUUUUGUUUUAGAGCUGUGAAAUGUUUUUCUCUUUUGGAAAAGGAAAAGCUUAACAAUUAGACAGUUUUAUGAAGAAGCCUUUAAUCCAAGUUUUAUGAGACAAUAGGAACCCAUAGCUACUUAAUUUUUAGGAGACAGCAAUUCAGUUGCAGAAGUUUUCCUCUGCUGUUCCCAUUCUCUUUUACAAAACUAGUUUUUUAAAAAAAAAGAUCCAUUUUAUCUUACUACUUUAUAACUUUUGCUGACUUCUAUUCUUUGCAUUGUAUGUAAUGUCCAUCAGUAUAAAUUGAGACUGAAUUUCUAGGACCCACAAAAGUGGUAUUUUUUUUUACAAGAGAGUAUGGAGGAAGAGGAAGCUGGACAUUAAAUUACCUCAUCCAGCAGAAAUUCAGGGUAGUAUGGUAUAUUUUAAUUUUUUAUAUUUUAAAAUCAAUAAUGUCAAAAAAUGUCAUUGUGUAUGCAUGCUUUGUAAUAAAUUUGCACUUGAUCGUU